This is a messenger RNA of Candidula unifasciata, 1611 nucleotides long. Lineage: Eukaryota; Metazoa; Mollusca; Gastropoda; Stylommatophora; Geomitridae. The record is from the annotation of a GenBank genome assembly.
AUGGCGAUCCCAGCUGCCGUUAUCGCUGCGGGUUGGAUUCCUUUCGUUGUCGUUUUAGUUCUGACCCUACUCUUCUCUGGAUUUUAUGUGAGAUAUUUUAUGAGCAAAUAUGACAGUGAACUGUCUACAACACUGACAGCCAUUUUUGCUCUCACUGUUACUUUGCUAACCUCAGCUUUAGUUCCUGUGGACAUCUUUUUGGUGUCUUAUAUGAAGGACACUGAUGGCAGAUUUAAGGAUUGGGCUAAUUCUUCUGCUGUACGUGAUGAAACAGAAAACACUGUACUUAUUGCCUAUUAUGUUCUGUAUGGAAUAAUAGCAUUUUGCCUGUUCCUUCUUCUUCCAUUCAUGUACUUCUUUUAUGAGGAGAAGGAUGAAGAGUCUACAUGUAAAUCUCGGUGCUGUACAGCCUCAAAGUACUCCAUUGUGUGUGUUUUGAUUGCGGCAACAUUUCUGCUUGUUGGGGCUUUUGUUCCGACCAGAUCUAAUCCAAAUUCUAACAGCACAGAAUGGAAGAAAAUCGAGGCUCUCUUCGGUGACAUGGCCAGUACAGGGAUUGAAGAUGCGCUGUCAUUUGUCAUCAGCAUUUUUAGUCUGAUCGGAAUGCUUGGGAUUCUGUUUUACACUGCUUAUGGGAUGUCGGUGCUGCCACUGGAUCUAGUCAGGGGUCAGGAAAGUGCUAAGAAGGAACGGAUGCAGACGCAAGCAGAAAGAGAGGAGAAUCAAAGAAAACGUCAGAGUCUGCGAGACAAAUACCUCAACCGGAGGUCCUUCACUUCAAGGGCUCGAAGGCAUGAGGAUAAUUUAGUUGAAGAAGACCACUUGCUUGCUCGGCGUGAACGACACUUGAUUGCAUCAGAAAACAGCUGGUUCCACAAGUGCUUCUUUUUGCUGCGGCCGUUUGAAAUCGUCUUGGGAGUGGUGUUCUUUCUUCUGGCGUUGCUUGUUUUUAUUUCCUUGCUUCUCACAAAUAUUGACAAAGCCAUGCACAGCUUGGGCUACAAGAGUGGUUAUGCCCUGCCAGAAAGACAUCUUCCUAACCCUGUGGAUAUAGUCUUGGUCUACUCCCAAAAGGUUUUCCCUCUGGACUAUUUGAUGAUGGUGGGAAUUAUCGCUUACUUUGUACUGUGCUCUAUGUCUGGAAUUAGACGCAUUGGGAUCUGGUUUCUGUGGAUUCGGAUGUACAGAAUUCGCCCUCGGAGAACCAGACCUCAAGGCAUCCUCAUGUUCUGCAUGAUCCUGAUGUUCAUUGUCCUCGCUGUCAACAUUGUGCUGUAUGAGCUGACACCCCAGUACUCAUCCUUUGGCAGUCAGCAUUACGUGAAUGAAACAGCCAGGAACACAACCGCACACUCUGGAGACGUCAAACAGUGUACAACGGCUGUUAGUCAAGAUUUCUGUGUCGUCACGCGGAUGACCCUUCUGCUGGUUCGAUUCUUCUACAAGAUGUGGGUGUUUGGUGCUGCAUACUACUGGCUUACCUGGGUCUUCCUGGGGACAUUUUUGCUGGGGUUCCUUAUUGCAAUCAUCAAGAAACGUCGCUCGGCCAUAAGUGGUGAGGUGGACGAGGAUGAUUUUGAUGAAAGUGAUGACGAGAUGAUAAGAGGAUAA